AUGUUUUUCUCUCUUUCCCUUCCACUCUCUGAAAAGCAGUGGAAAAAAUAUCCUCAGGUCAAACAGCUAGAAAGUAGCUGAGCCCAGAUUCUGGCUCCAGAGGCUGGACUCUUAACUGCCACAGGCCAUACCACUUUUGUAUCAGGACAGAUCUAAAGUGUACUGGCCCCAGCCAUCCUUACUGAGGGGUCACAAUCCAGAGUUUGGGAGCCCCAGGCUUAGACAACUUGACUGCCCUUCACAACCUUAAAGACCCGGGCUCAGUAGAGAUGUAUUUUCAAAACUACAUUUGUGGAGGGAAAAGGUUUGGGGCACAGUUUAGGCUGGACUGGAAUUGAGAGAGAAUGCCUUUGUUCUCAGCAGCCUUGGGGAAGAACUGAAGACCUUGGGGAGCAGUAGCAAUUAAAGGAGGGGCGGGGUUCAGGACAGGCUUUCAGCUGCCCUGGAUUAUCCUAGGUCCAGCAACCCUUUUUGUCAUGCAUAGGUGAUUUCCUUUCCCUCUUUUGUAACACCUGGUGUUUGUAUGUUAGUUUGAGUAUAUGUACAGUGCCCUUGUUGGACUCUAGAAAAGCCAGGCUCCUCCCAGAAGUGGCACUUUGGGAUCAAAGGGCACAAAUGGUCUGGUUUGGUUUUAUUUAAUGAGAGUAACUUUUUAAAGUCUGAUAAUAACAGUAAUGCAUCAAAGUUACAUAGUGGUUAGGUAGUUAACCAUUAGUUACAAUGUUACUAGUUAUUAUCUCAGGGUUUGGGGGCCGUUAUGAGGGAUACUUAAUAUUAUUCAAUGUUUUAACUUUUUAUAAUAAAAAUAUAUAAUGCUCCUUGUUAAGCAUUUUAGAUAAUAUAGGAAGGUACAAAGAAAAAAGUAAAAGUUGUCUAUAAUCCCAUUUUCCAGGGGUAACCACUGUUAAUAAUGUAUUUCUUUCUACACAUUUUUUCUACACUUAUUUUUAUAUGUGUGUGCGCAUUUAUAUCUCAAAAAUAGGAUGGACUGUUUUUCAAUGCGCUUAUAUUAUUUGGCAGUGGUAACAUCUUCCUAUUCAAUAAAUAAGUUUCUGAAAGCAUCACUUUUGGUGGCUACAUACUGUUCUGUCAUAAAUAUACCACAUAUUAUCUAGCCAGUCCCCUACUGUUAAGCACAUGGGUUGCCCCCUUUUUUAAAAAUGUUACGAAGCCUACAGUAGAGAAUAUCUGUGGAACUUCUUUGGGUGAGAAGUGGAAUUGCUGGGCAAUUCCUCUCGCCUUUUUUGGUUUUCUUUUUUGUUAACAUUGCCUAAUUAAAGCAGGAAAAUUAUUGCUGUCUGACAUGGAGUACUUGCCUGGGUUUUUCAGGACAGGAAGAUGCCACCCAAACGUGUGGCUAAGAAAAGGUCACCCCCAGAAGAUGCCCUCCCCAAAAGCAAGAAAGUGAAGGACCCUCGUAACCAGGCAGUGAGGGCCGUUGCUUCCCACCGAGUUCCAGGCGCCCGCUCCGCCCGAGGUGCUUGCAGGCCGAGCCUUCCUGACCUGAAAACCCGACCAGUCUCACAUAGGUCCCACCGCACAGAACCGGGCUUGGUGCUGACACUGGGCCAGGGUGACGUGGGCCAGCUGGGACUGGGCGAGAAUGUGAUGGAGAGGAAGAAACCAGCCCUAGUACCCAUUCCAGAAGACAUUGUACAGGCCGAGGCUGGGGGAAUGCAUACCGUGUGUCUAAGCAAAAGUGGCCAGGUCUACUCCUUCGGCUGCAAUGAUGAGGGUGCUCUGGGAAGGGACACAUCAGUGGAGGGCUCAGAGAUGGUUCCCGGGAAAGUAGAACUGCAAGAGAAAGUGGUACAAGUGUCAGCAGGAGACAGUCACACAGCAGCUCUCACCGAGGAUGGCCGUGUCUUCCUCUGGGGCUCCUUCCGGGAUAAUAAUGGUGUGAUUGGGCUCUUGGAGCCCAUGAAGAAGAGCAUGGUACCCGUGCAAGUACAGCUGAGUAUGCCUGUGGUGAAGGUGGCCUCAGGAAACGACCACUUGGUGAUGCUGACAGCCGAUGGUGACCUCUACACUUUGGGCUGUGGGGAGCAGGGCCAGCUGGGUCGUGUGCCUGAAUUAUUUGCCAAUCGUGGUGGCCGGCAGGGUCUUGAACGACUCCUGGUCCCCAAGUGUGUGAUGUUGAAAUGCAGGGGAAGCCGGGGCCAUGUGAAAUUCCAGGAUGCUUUCUGUGGCGCCUACUUCACCUUUGCCAUCUCCCUCGAGGGCCAUGUAUAUGGCUGUGGUCUUUCAAACUACCAUCAGCUUGGAACUCCAGGCACAGAAUCUUGCUUUGUACCCCAGAACCUGACAUCCUUCAAGAACUCUACCAAGUCCUGGGUGGGCUUCUCUGGUGGCCAGCACCAUACAGUCUGCAUGGAUUCGGAAGGAAAAGCAUACAGCCUGGGCCGGGCUGAGUAUGGGCGGCUGGGCCUUGGGGAGGGUGCUGAGGAGAAGAGCAUACCCACCCUCAUCUCCAAGCUGCCCUCCGUCUCCUCAGUGGCUUGUGGGGCCUCUGUGGGAUAUGCCGUGACCAAGGAUGGUCGUGUUUUUGCCUGGGGCAUGGGCACCAACUACCAGCUGGGCACAGGGCAGGAGGAGGAUGCCUGGAUCCCCAUGGAGAUGACAGGCAAACAGCUGGAGAAUCGCGUGGUUCUAUCUGUGUCCAGCGGGGGCCAGCACACAGUCUUACUAGUCAAGGACAAGGAACAGAGCUGAUGAAGUCUCUGAGGCCCCUGGCUCCCAGCCCCCCGCCCCUCCCUCCUGGAACAUGGAAGCCGUGAUGACUACAGACUCCAGCAGGCCUCCCCCAGCCCCAAGUACUUUGUCAUCUGCCUUUUUUCCAUCCACAAAACAGAACCACUUUCCUCUUUUUCUUCCUCCUUUCUGGAAUUAUCCUGUAACCUACAGGAUGAAGGGGGGGAAUGGAGGAGUGGAGUGGGCUUUGUUGGAAUGUUGCUCACCCUAGAACUAUGUGAUUAGACCUUUCCUUAUCAUCCCUACCUCCCAUGGUCCUGGCUGACCCUGGUUUUGUCUACCAAAAACCAAAACUUCCUCCCCUGGAGGGUUUGGUUCCUACGCCCUGAGAAGUUUGGGCUCCUACUCUAGUCACAUGCCCACUCUUCCUGUCCUUCACAAUCCACAGGCAGACAGAUGGUACAGGUGUCAGACCCAGCUGUCAUGCACCUAUGCCUGGGGGAAACUGGAGAAGGGCAGGGCUACCAACCAUGGGCAAGUCCAAGCCAAAUAUUUGGCCCUGAGCAAGUGUCCAAGGGGCAGGAAAAAACAAUGAUCCUCCACUUGAUCAAGAAAAGAGCCAAUCAGCCUCUCUCCCAGAAGCACAAAGCAUUCUGCCCUGCACUGCCCAUCCAGCCUGCCUCACCUUGUAGCCAAGGGCCUGAAAUCUGGAAAGGAAGCUAGGCCUGCAGAGCAGGAUGUUGGGGGAGAGGGGAAGGAGGGUUUUAUAAACAAAUGUAGCAAUAUCGAGAGUGAAGGGGAGGGCAAGGAAGAGGGUUGUAUGGGCAGAGGCUGGUCCCCAGAAAGGGAAGCAGAAGCUUGUACAGUGUCUGAGAAAAUAGCAAGCAGUUUGAUUUUUUUUUAAAUAUAAAGUAUUUUAGAAGAGAGUGAAAUCUUUUAACAUUUUGAAUAAAUUUAGAGUUUUAUAAAACAGGCCACUUGUUUUCUACACAUUCCCUGCUUUUUUAAGGGAACAUUGCUGUGUUGGGAAGGGCAAGGUAAGCCCACACCUGUGAACUUGGUCAAGACUACGACUUAAGGUGAUGUCAAAAUGUCCUGAUGUGUGCCUGUCAGCUGUUGAUGUGACUGUUCCAUACAAAUCAAAAGAGAGUUGAUUUUUGCUUAGGUAUUUAUUUCAGGAAUCACUGUAUUUAAAAAAAAAAAAAUCCUGCAUAAUAUGAGAGACAUGGAAUGGUUCUUUCAACAUCCUAAUCCCAAACCAAGACAGUACAUCUCUAGAAAUACUAAGCUUGCUGUUGUAUCACUUUCAACAGCUGAUAUAAUUCAUUAAACAUGAUUAACUGCACAGUAACUCUUAAGACAACUUAUGCAUAUUAAUGUAGAUUUUCACAGGCAUUUGAGCAAAUCAUAGAGCUGACCUGUCCAAUAUGGUGGUCACUAGCUAUAUGUGGCCAUUUACAUUUAAAUUAAUUAAAAUUUGUAAAAAUUUAAAAUGAACUUCCUCUGUUGCACUAGCCACAUUUCAAAUCCUCAGUAAUUACAUGUGGUUAGUGUUUGUGGUAUUGGGCUAUGCAAAUGUAGAAAUGCAUAGAACAUUCCUAUAAUUGCAGAAAGUUUCAGUGGACAUUGUUGAUAUGUAUAACAGGAAAGUUUUAUUAGUGCCAGGAGGGUUCUUGGAUGUCAGUGACUCUUGGAAAAAUGAAUAUGAUGUAAAAUAACUUGAAA
Molecule: messenger RNA, 4416 nt
Organism: Miniopterus natalensis
Lineage: Eukaryota; Metazoa; Chordata; Mammalia; Chiroptera; Miniopteridae
Gene: RCC1
Product: regulator of chromosome condensation 1
Cellular component (GO): cytoplasm
Molecular function (GO): guanyl-nucleotide exchange factor activity
Source: RefSeq, a predicted model, not a curated record